This is a messenger RNA of Cuscuta europaea, 769 nucleotides long. The record is from the annotation of a GenBank genome assembly. Lineage: Eukaryota; Viridiplantae; Streptophyta; Magnoliopsida; Solanales; Convolvulaceae.
UAGAAAAUGAAAGACAGCGUGCCGACGACGUCGUAGGACGGCUCUACAGAAUAAAGUUUAUACUUCGCAUUUGCUUAGACCGUCUACCCUAAACCCUUCUCCUUCUCUAAGCCUGUGAAACAUUUGCUCUCUUCCCGCUCCCACCUAGCCCUAGCUUCUCUGCUCUAAGCAAUGAAGCUCGUCAGGUUUUUGAUGAAAUUGAACAAUGAGACUGUCUCGAUUGAGCUAAAAAAUGGCACCGUUGUUCAUGGAACUAUUACAGGAGUUGAUGUCAGUAUGAACACACACCUGAAGACAGUAAAGCUCACUCCAAAGGGAAAGAAUCCUGUGACUAUGGAUCACCUGAGUGUGAGGGGAAACAACAUUCGCUAUUAUAUCCUACCUGAUAGCUUAAAUCUUGAGACUUUGCUAGUGGAAGAAACUCCUAAAGUGAAGCCUAAGAAACCAACUACUGGUAAGCCACUGGGCCGUGGUCGGGGCCGUGGACGUGGGAGAGGCCGUGGCAGAGGCCGGUAGGAGAUGUGAAGUCGUUUUUCCAUUUUGUGAUAUCGUGUUUGUGUCUUAGCAUGUAAUGACAGAGACUCUAAUUUCGUUAUGUAGUUUUUAAUUUUUAUAUCAAGAAAUGGAUGCAAUUUGUUAAUCAUCACUUGGAACGGAUUAUUGUCACCACAUGUCACACUCACGCUCUACAUAUUUCUUCCUGCUUGCUUGACUACAUCCAUAUUAGGCUAUGCCUCCAUGUUAAGAGAGGGUAAUAGUUUAAUAGUAC